GAACCUUGGAACCCCUUCUUUCCUUUUCCUUUCCUUUUCUCUCUUUUAUAUUCUAGCGGUAACGCUACCACCGUCACUCCAUGGCAACCCCUAACUCUGGUGCGGGGUUACCCUAACUCCCGGUGAUCCUUAUAUAACCCUCCUCCUCCUCUUCCUCUACCAUUGCCAUCGUUCCCUCUUCUCUUCACUGUGCUCCUCCAUCGCUUGCUCUUCCUUCGCAAGUAGGAGUACAUCAGUAGGAGAGGGAGGGUGGUGGAUGAGAUUGGCGACCCGAGGGGGGAGAAGGAGAUGAGCUGCAACGGUUGCAGGGUGCUGCGCAAGGGAUGCAGCGAGGCGUGCGUGCUGCGGCCGUGCCUCCAGUGGAUCGAUACGGCCGAGGCGCAGGGCCACGCCACCGUCUUCGUCGCCAAGUUCUUCGGCCGCGCCGGCCUCAUGUCCUUCAUCUCCGCCGUCCCCGAUCACCAACGCCCCGCCCUGUUCCAGUCGCUGCUCUUCGAGGCGUGCGGGCGGACCAUCAACCCCGUUGGCGGCGCCGUCGGGCUGCUCUGGACCGGCAACUGGCACCUCUGCCAGGCCGCCGUCGACACCGUCCUCCGCGGCGGUGCCCUCCGGCCCCUUCCCUCCGUAAAAGACGGCUUCCCGCUGGCCGCGGAGGCGAAACGGUGCAAAGCGGUGCCCUCCCCUCUCCCCGACCGCGCGUGCGACCUGGACCUGUGCUUGUCCCCUCUGUACCCCGCGGGAUGGCAGAAGGCGCAGCGGCCCGCGACGCCAUCAAUGAACUCUGAGGGGUCGGUGACGACGACGACCAGCGGCGAGAGCUCCGCCGGAGUCGAGCCGAGGCUUCUCAACCUCUUCGUUUGAGCGGUUUCCUCUGGCGGUCACCCCGUCUACCGCCGACGGAAGUUUUGGCCCUCCGAUCGAAACCUUUUUGUUACUUUUUCUUUCUUUUUGUAAGGGUGACCGGCAUCGAUUCCCUGCGUGGGAAGGUGAGAGCGCCGGCGGCGGUGACCACAUCCGGGAUCGAAGUGUAUUAUCAAUCCCCAUCCAAUAAUUAUCUUCUAAUAUCCUC
Musa acuminata subsp. malaccensis (wild Malaysian banana) is the source of this 1069-nucleotide messenger RNA. RefSeq names its product LOB domain-containing protein 37. Gene Ontology annotation, biological process: regulation of gene expression. The record is from RefSeq and is a predicted model, not a curated record. NCBI's taxonomy places the organism in Eukaryota, Viridiplantae, Streptophyta, Magnoliopsida, Zingiberales, Musaceae.